This is a messenger RNA of Prosopis cineraria, 971 nucleotides long. Its product is annotated as zinc finger A20 and AN1 domain-containing stress-associated protein 8-like. The transcript is spliced from 2 exons. Lineage: Eukaryota; Viridiplantae; Streptophyta; Magnoliopsida; Fabales; Fabaceae. The record is from RefSeq and is a predicted model, not a curated record. Gene Ontology annotation, molecular function: zinc ion binding; DNA binding. Bases 90 to 611 code for a protein of 173 amino acids.
CUCUGCUGCUGCGUUUCACCGGGGUUCUGGUGUUUCUGGUGUUCGAUUUCUACAAGUAUUACCAUUCCCCUUAAAGGUGGUCAUAAAUAAUGGAGUCUCACGAUGAGACAGGAUGCCAGGCACCAGAUCGCACCAUUCUUUGUGUCAACAAUUGUGGCUUUUUUGGCAGAGCUGCUACCAUGAAUAUGUGUUCCAAAUGUUACAAGGACAUGCUGUUGAAGCAGGAUCAGGCCAAACUUGCAGCAUCAUCAGUUGAAAACAUUGUGAAUGGCAGCUCUAGCAGCAGCAGUGGGAAAGAGGCUAUGAUUGCAUGUUCUACUGAUGCGCAAAUUGGGACUGUGGAGAUAAAGACAAUACAUGCAGAAAUUUGUCAGGAUUCAUCCUCUAGUGAGAAUUUAGAGAUGAAAGUCAAGACUGGUCCCAGUAGAUGCACCGCUUGCCGGAAGCGUGUUGGAUUAACUGGUUUUAGCUGCAAAUGUGGGAACAUUUUCUGUGCAGCGCAUCGCUAUUCUGACAAACACAACUGCCCUUUUGAUUAUCGGACAAUUGGUCAGGAUGCUAUAGCUAAAGCCAAUCCUGUAAUUAAGGCAGAAAAGCUUGACAAAAUCUAGGCAUGCCCUAAACUGAAGUCGAAUGGACGAGGAUUGAUGCUUCACUUUUUAUCAACAUGUCUUCAUAUAUGUUUGCUUCAUGACUUUUCAGGUGUCCUAUAGUGUUUUCAAUGAUCUAUGUCACAACAAUAAGGACCUCAUUAGGGAACAUCUGCGUUAUGUGUCAAUUGGCAAAGAUUCACUUGUUAGCUGCUGCUUGAAUGUUUGUGCUAGUUGAAGGACACCUAUCGGUCAUUCUGUAAAUGGUUUCCUUGUUUGUCUUGCAUUAUUUUGGUGCAUGAAUGCUAUUUAUUACGUAUCUAUGUAUGUGUUUUUAACUUUGAGACUGUUUAAAUGAUACUUAUUUUACCUUAUUACGCA